Messenger RNA from Myxocyprinus asiaticus (Chinese sucker), 3236 nucleotides. Its product is annotated as ras-related protein Rab-7a-like. Gene Ontology annotation, cellular component: late endosome; lysosome; phagocytic vesicle. The coding region runs from base 178 to 795 and encodes 205 amino acids. The transcript has 6 exons. Gene Ontology annotation, molecular function: GTPase activity; GTP binding. Lineage: Eukaryota; Metazoa; Chordata; Actinopteri; Cypriniformes; Catostomidae. The record is from RefSeq and is a predicted model, not a curated record. Gene Ontology annotation, biological process: phagosome-lysosome fusion; endosome to lysosome transport.
UACCUUGUGACUCCACUGUCAUGUCCUGUUCUGCGAGGAAGGAAAACACACUCACUCUACAACAGUUGAUGUGCAUCUGGAUCAUUAAAAGCAUUGGGUGAUUUUCUUCCGAACAUACUGAGGGAAGUUUACCAGCUGCGACGUCGAGCGAAGAGGUGGAGCUUUUUUCAACACGUUAUGGCUUCUCGGAAGAAGGUGCUGCUUAAAGUGAUCAUCCUGGGGGAUUCAGGAGUUGGGAAGACCUCUUUGAUGAACCAGUAUGUGAAUAAUAAGUUUAGUAAUCAAUAUAAGGCCACUAUUGGAGCUGAUUUCCUCACCAAAGAGGUGAUGGUGGAUGACAGACUGGUCACCAUGCAGAUUUGGGACACAGCUGGUCAAGAGCGAUUUCAGUCUCUGGGUGUGGCUUUCUACAGAGGGGCGGACUGUUGCGUGCUGGUCUAUGACGUCACAGCACCAACUACGUUCAAGACUCUGGAAAGCUGGAGGGAUGAGUUUCUCAUUCAGGCCAGUCCACGUGACCCAGAAAACUUCCCUUUUGUUGUGCUAGGCAACAAAAUUGACUUGGACAACCGACAGGUUACAACAAAGCGGGCUCAAGCGUGGUGUCUGAGUAAGAAUAAUAUCCCCUAUUUUGAGACCAGUGCCAAAGAAGCCAUUAACGUGGACCAGGCCUUCCAAACUAUAGCUCGCAAUGCACUUAAACAGGAGUCCGAAGUGGAGACAUAUGAUUUUCCGGACCAGAUUAAAUUAAGAGAUGACAGACCUACCUCCACUAGUGAUGGCUGCAGCUGCUAAAGGAGAGAAGAAACAUGGCAUGGAAUAGAAAGAUCUAGUUUAAAUAAAAGGAAGGAGAGAUGAAAGGAUUGAUAAGAUCCAGGCCUGUCACUCUAGCGCCCAUCCUUCCCUCUGCAGUUUUUGUUUUCUCCUUUGAAAUCUCCAGGGUAUCAAAUGCCACAUGUGAAAGCUGAACAUCAAUUUUAUUGCUGAACUUGCUGAACGUAAUGUGUGGUACGAUGAACUGUCCAGGGAACAGGAAGACCGAUGUAUUGCAAAUCCUCUGAGAUUGCAUUUAUUACAAGUCCUAUUAUCACUACAGCUGUCGAUGAAUUUCCUUGUCACUACUCCUGCUGUCCAUGUCAUUUUUAUUUUUAUUUUCUCUGAAAGGAUUCUUUUUGUCUGCUAAUUCAUUGUGACAUUUUGUCAUUAAUCUCAGCACCAAUUUAAAUCCUAUGCAGAAUGUGCAUUCUUUAAAAAAAAUAUAUAUUAAAAUAUUUAAUAGGGCUGGGCAUUAUAUUUGAUAUUAUUUUGUUGCUAAUAUAAAAUUAAUUAGCAUAGCGAUUAAUUAUUUUUUUUUAAUAUUGUGCUUUUAAUUUUGAAAAAGUUUCAGCUCAAGUGCAUAACUUUUUCUGAAUACUUUCUCCUAUCCCAGCUUAAUAUGCUGAGACAAUUAUAAGUAGCCAUUCGGAGGUGGCUUACUUAUAAAGCCAUUUUCUCAAAAACUGUAAACACUGUGUCUCUGUGGAGCUACUGUACAAAAAUUCCUCUUUGUUUUGAGCGACCCAUCCAGCCAGACACAACAACUUUAACUCAUCCAAUGGCAUGAGUUUGGGGGGACCAUGUUUGUUCUAUCAACAGCAGACGGUGACGUACUCGGUAGGCUAUUUUGAAAACAACGUUUAUUUUGCCAAUUCCGUUCGAUGGCACUAGUGGCACAGAAAUUCUUGCUCCCGCUCCUUGUGUCACUGCUUGCGAGAAUGAGAUAUUUUAAUAGCGUCUCAGUUGCAAAAUGCUGAUAGAAGUAACCAAUUCCAAUUUAGUUUGAAAGCAUUCAUUCAAAGCACUGAUUUAACAAUUCGUUCACAUUUGGGAUGGCCAUUUCGAGUAAUUUUGUAGUCAAGUACUCUUAAUACAUUAAAAGAAACGAGUAAUCGAUUACUUGAAAUGUAGAACAUUCAACCUUUGAACCUGUUUUUCUUCUCAAAAUAUUAGCGCUAUGCAUAAAAAACCUUUAGAUUAAAAAAAAAAAAAACUGACACGUAAAAACAUUCCAAGUCUUCUGAAGCGAUACAAUUUUGGGUGAACUUUUCCUUUUACAAUGUCAUGCAUCCACAGCGCUAACCAAUGCGUUGCGUUGCAACGGCAAAAUUUUGGUAAGAGAAGCACUCUCAGUGUUGCCCAUGGCAGGAAAAGGCACAAAGGAAAAUCAAAUGAAAAAAUAAGCAUAGUGUUUUUACUAGUCAAAUAUUUAAAGCUGAACAAGUACUCGAUUACUUGUGCACAUCCCUAGUUCACGUCAUCACUGAAAAAUGAUCACGGAAGUCCCUGCAUUGCAUUUUACAUGCUUUGCGAUGUUUUACAACAAAAAAAUAUUAUAGGUAAUUAUUGCUGUUUAUUACUAUAUAUUGAUAUAUUGGUGCAUAUGAAUGAAAAUUGUCAAGAAUCAUUCUUCCUUGCGUACAAUAUGUGGAAAACAUUCCUUGGUUUUUAACUACAUUUCAACCAUAUUUUACUUCUUGCUGUAAACAUGUUGAAUCUACUUGGCAGCAGUGGCCGUUUGGUUGAAAUUACUGUUCAUCUGAUUGAAAAUGAAAAAGAAUCACUGUUCAAACUAUUUCAGGGCAAAUAUGAAUAUUGAUUCAAUAUAUAAAGAAUACUGUCAAAAAGAUUAAAAUAUAACUAUAUAGCCCAGCCCUAAUAUGCCAUGAAGGACAAACAGCCUUUUUAAAGUGGAUAACAAAGUGGAUUUUUAUAACAGUGCAUUACCUUAAUUGGCCCUAAAAUGAUUGAAAUUUGGCUGUUGUAGGUCUCUGACAUAAAACAUCAAAGAAUAUAGUAUCAAUUUAAUUUGACUGUACAUGAUUGUUUUUUGUAAAAAAUGUCUUCAGAAUGUUUCUUAGUCCAACAAUACAAGUGAUGAACAUCUACAAAACAGGUACUCUUUUUUUUUUUUUUGCACAUAGUGAAUCAUUUGUUCAAUGCUUUUCCUUAGAGGUCAUGUAAGUUGCAGAACUGACAUCCAAAUAAGUUGCACAUGGUACAGAAAAAAAAACACUCAUGAUGUUACUCCACGUGUUUGAUUUGCCUUUGGACAUUUACAUGGUAUACUUGUAUUAAUUAAUAUAUAUCCGUAGCCUACCUACUGCAAACUUGCAGUAGGAAUAAUUUUAUUUUGGUCAAAUGUAAGAAUGACUUGAAAACCAAAAUAAAAGGUAAAUAAAGGAAACAUUUACAACCAA